Molecule: messenger RNA, 2241 nt
Organism: Durio zibethinus
Lineage: Eukaryota; Viridiplantae; Streptophyta; Magnoliopsida; Malvales; Malvaceae
Source: RefSeq, a predicted model, not a curated record
AUAAUUGAAAGAUCUUCGUAAUUGAUGGAAGAUAUAAAAAAUUCAAAUUGAAAGUGACAGAUCAUUUCACACUUCUAACUUAAUGCUUCCUACAAAAUUAUUCAUCUCUACUUCAUUGCUGCCAAAAAUUGAGCUAUGUCUUUAGUCGGAGAGAGUGCCUUAUCUGCUUUCUUUGAUGUCUUGUUUGCCAAGUUGGCCCCUUCUGAUUCCCUCCUUUUUGGUACUGAAAAGCAGGUCCAUAAGGAGCUCAAGAAGUGGGAAAUGAUACUGAGAAAUAUCCAGGCUGUGCUUGAUGAUGCAGAGGAGAAGCAAAUGAAGGAUAAGCAGGUGAAGAUAUGGUUGGGGGAGCUCCAAGACUUGGGUUAUGAUGCGGAUGACAUCUUAGAUGAGUUCGCGACUGAGGCCUUGGGAAAAAAGUCAACGCAAGAUCGUCAAGCAAACAGAAGUAAGGUACGGAAGAUCAUUCAUACCUUUACUACCAAUUUCAGUCCAAAUGCUUUCUUGUUUAGUUAUAAGAUGAUGUCGAAGAUGAAAGCUAUUACUGUUAGACUGCAAGAGUUAGUUGCAGAAAAAAGUUACUUGCAAUUAAGAGAGAAUGAUGUUGGUAGGCCUAAGAUAAUAAUAGAAAGGCCACCAACUACUUCUUUGGUGAAUGAAGCUCUGGUCUAUGGGAGAGAAGACGACAAAAAGGCAAUAAUUGAUUUGCUUUUACCGAAUGAUAGUAUUGAUGGUGAAGUUUCUGUGAUCCCUAUUGUUGGAAUUGGAGGGAUUGGUAAGACAACUCUUGCUCAACUAGUUUACAAUGAUGAUAGCAUAAAGGAUCAUUUUGAUAUCAAAGCAUGGGUGUGUGUUUCAGAAGAUUUUGAUAUCAUUAGAAUAACAAAAACAAUUUUGCAGUCCGUCACUUCUGAGGCAUGCAAUGAAGUAAAUGAUCUGAAUUUGCUCCAAGUCAAAUUGAAGGAGAAGCUGUCUAAAAAGAAUUUUCUGCUUGUUUUGGAUGAUAUUUGGAAUGUCAGCUACAAUGAUUGGACCAUUCUUCAGUCUCCUUUUGAAGUAGGGGCUCCAAGAAGCAAAAUAAUUGUGACAACACGCAAUCAAAAUGUUUCAUCAGUUAUGAGAACUGUUCCAGAUUACUCUUUAAAGAAAUUGUCAAAUGAUGAUUGUCUCUUCAUUUUAACUCAACAUUCCUUAAGAGCAAAAGAUUUCAGUGGCCAUUCAGAUUUAAAAGAAAUUGGAGAACAGAUUGUGAAAAAGUGUAAUGGCCUGCCCUUAGCAGCUAAAACCAUUGGAGGCUUGCUACGCACUAGAGUAAAUCCUGAUGCAUGGAAAGAUGUAUUGGAGAAUGAGAUAUGGAAUUCACCGGAAGAGAAAAGUGGCAUAAUUCCAGCUCUAUGGUUGAGCUACUAUCAUCUUCCACCACAUCUAAAGCAAUGUUUUUGGUAUUGUUCCAUACUACCUAAAGACUAUGAAUUUGGGGAGGAGGAAGUAGUGUUGUUAUGGAUGGCGGAUGGCUUGUUGCAACAAGCAAAUGGUACUAAAAGGCAAAUUGAAAAAUUAGGUAGCAUGUACUUUCAAGAUCUUGUGUCAAGGUCAUUUUUUCAAAUAUCUAGCAGAAAUAAAUCUCGAUUUGUAAUGCAUGACCUCAUCAAUGAUCUAGCUCGAUUAGCUGCAGGAGAAAUAUGCUUUAGAGCAGAGGAUGAUAAGCAACUGAAAAUUUCAAGCCGUGCUCGCUACUCAUCCUACAUUGGUAAUAGGUAUAAUGGACUUAAAAUGUUUGAUAUGUUUUAUGAAGCAAAGCAUUUACGAACAUUCCUGCCGUUUAUGUUGCUAAAAGAUGGAGACUGCUUUCUAACAAACAAUGUUCUUAUUGAUUUGUUGCCGAAGUUGAGAUGCUUAAGAGCGCUUUCUUUGGAAGGGUUCCACAUUUCUGAGCUACCAAAUUCUAUUGGAGAUUUGAGACAUAUCCGCUACCUUAACUUUUCUUAUACUAAAAUCAAAAGCCUGCCUGAUUCUAUAUGUACUCUCUUCAACUUACAAACCUUGUUGUUGAGAGGCUGUGAUCGUCUUAAACAGUUACCUUUGAAUUUGAGAUUUUUAACCAACCUACGACAUCUUGAUAUUGCUGAUGCAAAUUCAAUCAAAGGAUGCCUUUUGGAAUUGGUGAAUUAAUUGAUCUCCAGGCACUAUCCAAUUUUGUUGUAGCCCAAGGUGUUGGAUAUCAAAUAAGAGAGCUGAAGAAUU